AUGUCACAGUCCCGUGCGGUGUCCCGUUCUCGACCGAGUGGACGUAGUACGUCCCCGUCUCCUGUCUCUCGACCGACAACACCUCUCAGGCCAUCAUCCAGGUCGUCGUUCAGAACCUCGCAGAACAAUGCAAUUUCGGGCGUGUCUCCUUUGGAUGCUCUCGAGCCCCAAUUUGCAGAGCUAGGUGAUUCAGUGGCUGAUCUUGAAGCCAACUUUAUGCACCUUCAGCUGAUGCAUGAGAGUCUGAGCAGAUUUGGGGAAAGCUUCGCCAGUUUCCUGUAUGGGUUGAACAUGAAUGCUUUUGUGGUGGAUUUUCCAGAGGCACCUAUACCUGAGUCAAUCAAACGCUAUCACAAGCGUCGGGGACAAGCAAACCUGGACGAGACUACCAUCACGCAGAACAAUGUCACAGAGGGCAAGCAGGGAGAAUCAGAGGCGACAUUCAUAAUGGCAGAUGCAAGCUUUACAAGUCUCAAAGCAACACCACGUCGUAAGACAAUGGCACCGUCGGCCACCCCCAGUACAGUCUCAACGGUGAAACAAAACAAUGCAAACCCCCAAAGAGGAAAUGCAACAAGAGCAAGCAGAGGUGCUGGUCGUGCAGGGCGGGUCAGCAGCCUGCCAAGAGGCAGAGGGAGAGGUGCUAGGUAG
Messenger RNA from Exophiala oligosperma, 651 nucleotides. RefSeq lists its product as uncharacterized. Gene Ontology annotation, biological process: mitotic sister chromatid biorientation. The record is from RefSeq and is a predicted model, not a curated record. The transcript is spliced from 2 exons. The coding region runs from base 1 to 651 and encodes 216 amino acids. Gene Ontology annotation, cellular component: DASH complex; mitotic spindle polar microtubule; mitotic spindle pole body. Lineage: Eukaryota; Fungi; Ascomycota; Eurotiomycetes; Chaetothyriales; Herpotrichiellaceae.